AUGUCAGCUUCAGCAAUUUUCGAUUUUUGCUCUGCAAACUUGGGUGGCGCGUUGUGCUCAAUUGGUUCUCCAAUCUACCUUAAAAAUGUUCAGUUUAAAAACAAUACAGCUUACAAGUAUGGUGGCGGUAUCUAUUUCCAGGGUAUUGUUUCCAAAGAUGAUCCAACAAAUGUUUCCCCAACUCACAAACUUAUCAUUCAACAAUUAACUCUUACCGGCAACAAAGCCAACGAAUACGGUGGCGCUAUAUGCCUUUCUUCACCAGCCGAAGUUGAUUUCGAAGAUUCUACUUGCCAAAACAACCAUGCUGCUUUUGCAGGCGGUGCCAUCUAUUCUCAUAACACUGAUAACCUUAAGAUCUUCAAUACCAAAUUCUACCAAAACACUUUACAAAAUAACGUUUUCCGUCAAUUUAGCGGCCAAUCCAUUAGUGGAAAGACAAAUCUUGCCGAAGACCAGUACAACACCAGAUUCCGCGCAAGAGGUGGCGGUGCCAUUUGCGUUGCUUCAGACGAUAAAAAGUUGUUGACAAUACAAUCCAAAAGCGUGUUUUCAAUUCACACAAGAACUGCUAUUCCGGAAACAGCGCUGGCAGCCACGCUACAUCCUUCGGUAAUGGCCCAGGACAUGAAAUUAUGUUGGACGGUUAUAUCUAUUUCGCAUCUGUUGAAGACACAAUCAACAAAUGGGCCACAAGUGAUCAACAGAAACUUAUCUCCUACAACUACAAAGGCUGGGAUGUUUCCUCCGUCAAUGAUUGCAUGA
This is a messenger RNA of Trichomonas vaginalis G3, 765 nucleotides long. RefSeq names its product lipid binding. The record is from RefSeq and is a predicted model, not a curated record. Bases 1 to 765 code for a protein of 254 amino acids. Lineage: Eukaryota; Parabasalia; Trichomonadida; Trichomonadidae. The transcript has a single exon.